GCUUGUCUGUCAUUUUGGAGUGGAUCUCUCAGGAAAACAACACUUAAGCUCGGGGACUUUCUAAAUUUAUGCAUGAUAAUGGCAAAUUGUUAUUCUUGGGAUUGUCAAACAAAAAGUCGUCAUUAUACUAGACCUUAUGACGUGGUCAGUCCUUCGUCGUCUGUAAUGGAAAAGAAAAAGGCUAUAAAAAGGAAAGAUUUAUCCUAGCAAGCUUAUACAACUUAGAGGACAUAAAUAGGCAAGAUCUCUUCGAGCAAGCCGAUAUAACUUAGUGAGCACAUAAAUACGCAACAUCCAGUGUGUGUUCUUUCCACAGUGCGCAGUUCUUUUCAUGCAGUUGUUGGAAAGCUAGAAACUCAAACACAGCUCACCAUGAGACUUUGGCUUGUCAUUGCUGUCGUGUUGCUGAUUAUUCAGUGUCAGAAAGUGCUAAGCUGUGGUGGCGGAGGUGGUGGAAGUGGCGGUGACGGCGGCUCUGGUGGUGGUGGUGGUGGUGGGACAGGUGGCGGUGGCGGUGGAGGAGGCGGAGGAGAUGGCGGCGCCGGCGGCAGUCGUAGCCUUAUGCCAACAACCCAUGAAGGUGCAGUUCCAAAGACCCAUGAAGUUGUAUUGCCGACAACCCAUGGAGGUGAAAUGCCUAAGGUUUUAGAGAAAACAACCCAUGAAGAAGAUGGCGACGACGAUGACGAUGACAAAUGAUGACUGAACAAUAGUGCCUUCAAUUUAACAAAGAAGCAAUGCAGUCACAAGAAUUGCCGAUAUUACGUUCAAUUUUACAUACAGUGUAAUAAUCGUAGUGGUAGACAUAAAAUACAAUGUAAAACAGCAAGGCAAUAAAAGUUACACGAACAUAAA
This is a messenger RNA of Orbicella faveolata, 855 nucleotides long. RefSeq lists its product as uncharacterized. Lineage: Eukaryota; Metazoa; Cnidaria; Anthozoa; Scleractinia; Merulinidae. The record is from RefSeq and is a predicted model, not a curated record.